Malassezia vespertilionis is the source of this 4716-nucleotide messenger RNA. RefSeq lists its product as uncharacterized. Bases 1 to 4716 code for a protein of 1571 amino acids. Gene Ontology annotation, biological process: transmembrane transport. Lineage: Eukaryota; Fungi; Basidiomycota; Malasseziomycetes; Malasseziales; Malasseziaceae. Gene Ontology annotation, molecular function: ABC-type transporter activity; ATP binding; ATP hydrolysis activity. The record is from RefSeq and is a predicted model, not a curated record. Gene Ontology annotation, cellular component: membrane. The transcript has a single exon.
AUGUCUGCGAACGAGAAGGUAGAGACUGUGCACUCCAUGAAUAAGGGUAUCAGCGCCAGUCAUUCGAGCAUACCGACCGAGACGUUCGCAUCACUAGAGAAUGAGAGCGAGUCGCAGGAAUAUUUUGCCCGCGAAGAUAGUAAUGGCCGCGACCAUGAAAAGGGCGAUACAUACACAAUGAAGGACGAAGAAGCCGGUGACAGUCGCGAGCGUGGAGGAAACAGGAAGUUUGAAGUUCGCACACGCGAGCAUUGGUACCAAUUUUGGCGAUACAAGAACCCACCUGCUCCGCCACCCGCGUCCUUCGACGAUGCAACCGUUACUCCCUUGGCGCAAGCUAAUAUUCUUAGCGAUUGGACGUACGAAUGGAUUCGUCCUUUGCUCCUGCUUGGAUAUCGCCGCCCAUUAGAGGCAAGUGAUCUGUGGAAAAUGGACGGUCCCCGCCAAGCAGAAACGCUCAGUGACAGGCUCACUGAGGCCUGGGACAAGCGCGUUGCUAAGGCUGACGCAUAUAAUGUCAAACUUGCUAGUGGCGAAAUCAAACCGGGAUGGAGACAGAAGCGCAAAUGGAAGAAGCAGGCAAAAAUUGAGCGCAACGAAAGCAUUGGAGGCGAUGCCUCCAUACAGGAGCGUGUUGCCGCAAAAGAAUCAAUUUGGCGCAUAGAGCCGGUCAAGGAAAUUCAGUCGAAGAAACUUGACCCUGAUUCCCAGCGCAGAAUCUUGCUUGCACACGAGGUCAAGUCGGGCCAAAAGAAAGCAAGUGUCUUUAUGGCGCUCUUUGAUAUAUUUUGGCCUAACAUCACCGUUGCAUACUUUGCUAAACUUUUGGCAGACACCGCUUAUGUUGGCUCCGCGCUGCUGAUCGAGCAAAUUCUCACUGGUAUCGGCAUGACAGAGGCCGGGAUUAAUAGACGGGGCCAUUCGAUUGGCUACACAGUCGUCAUGUUUGCCAUCUUGGUUUUGAGCAACUUUCUCUCCAACCGAUUCUUUUACGAAUCGCUUUACGUUGGUGUUUUCUCGCGCGCGGCCUUAUCGACUACUGUUUUCCGCCGUGCGCUAAACAUGCAGGGGCGCGACAGGUCCACCGGAAAACUCGUCAAUCAUAUUAGCACAGAUGUGAGUCGUAUUGACUUUGGUGCCCAGUGGUGGCUCCUGACCUUUACUGCACCUGUGGAGAUCAUUGUCUGUUUGGUUAUUUUGUUGACGCGCUUUGGCGUCUCGUGCUUGUCCGGCUUUGCAUUGGUUGUUGUUGUACUUCCCUUUCAAAUUUACUGUCUAAAGUUUUUGUUUUCUAUCCGCAAAAAGUCGAUGGAAUGGACCGAUCGUCGCGCUCGUCGGACUCAAGAGGUACUUUCUGGCAUGCGAAUUGUGAAACUUUUUUCCUACGAGUUUAACUUUGUCAAGCUCAUCAGCAGUUUGCGCAAGAGUGAGCUAAUUUACGUGUUCAAGCUCAAUAUUGUGCGUGCGGGUGUCAUGGCGAGUGCGAUAAGUCUUCCACUACUUGCGGGUGUGCUCGCCGUCGUCACAUAUUACCUAAAAGAGGGCACUCUUCGACCAGAAAAGGUAUUUCCCGCCAUCACAUUAUUCCAACUUUUGCGACUGCCUCUUAUGUUUUUUCCAUUUGGCAUUAGUGUUAUCGCAGAUGGAGCAAAUGCGUUCCAGCGACUUGGCGAAGUAUUUUACGCGAAGCAGUACGACACCACAGUUAAUACGGACGAAAAUUCGCCGUACGGCCUGGAACUGCAGAAUACAUCGUUUGAAUGGGACAGUGUCGAAGAAGACUUGACGCUAACCAACCCUAAAGCAAAAAAGCAAGCAAAAAAGGAAAAGAAACAACGUGUGAAGCAAGCAAGCAAAAACAAGCGCUUAUGGGCAAUUUUGCGUCCGAAGACACAGUCUGAUGAGAAGAAGAAAAAGCGCCGGUUCUCUUUUAUGAAAAAGUCAAAGAAAGAGUCUGAAAAAGUUUUGGAGCAUAUAUCAGUGGAGCGUGAACUUGAAUCCGAGCUUCCGCCCGUUGCCGCCGUUCCAGAAGCGGAAGAUCCGCUUUCUAAAGAUGUGCUGCUUGAAACGGAAGGCGAUGCCGGCUUGGCUGACUUCAUUAUGAAAGAUGUUUCGUUGAAAGUCAAGCGCGGCAACCUUUGCGCGAUUAUUGGCCCUGUGGGCUCUGGGAAGUCGUCCUUGAUUCUUGGUGCCAUUGGUGAAAUGCGCCGUCUUGCGGGUGAGGUUACUUGGGGCUCUCCAAAAAUUGCGUACUGUUCGCAGUCUGCGUGGAUCCAAAACGCGACAGUGCGCGAAAAUAUCGUGUUUGGUCAGCCGUGGGACGAGGCUCGGUACUGGGAUUGUAUCGACCGUGCUGAACUCAGCGCCGACUUUGUUCUUUUGCAGAACGGCGACUUGACCGAAAUUGGUGAGCGCGGUGUGACACUUUCUGGUGGACAAAAGCAGCGUGUGAAUAUUGCGCGUGCUCUCUAUUACGAUGCCGAAAUUGUAUGCCUGGACGACCCCUUGUCUGCUGUAGAUGCACACGUGGGCAAAGCGCUUUUCUCAAAGGCGAUUUUGCCUCUGCGCAAAAGCGGAAAAACAGUGCUGCUGGUCACACAUGCCAUCCAAUAUCUUCCCCAGAUGGACCAGAUUGUGAGCAUGGACGAAGGUGUGAUCGAUGAGUGCGGCACGUACCAGGAGUUGAUGGAAAACCGUGCCAGCUUUUACAACACCAUGGUCAAAUUUGGUAAUUUGAAAGAGGAGCACGGUGACGCAGUUGAAGCAGAUGCCGAAGAGCUUGCCGCAGAAACGGAAGAUGCGAACCAAGCAGCUUCAAAGCCACGCCGCGACGAAAUGAGCAAGCCAGGCGCAAAGACGAUGGAAUUGGAAGAGCGGAACACGGGCACGGUGGACAGCUUCGUAUACCGAUCCUACCUCCGCGCGGGACAGGCGUCUUGGAUUUUGCCCAUUGCAGUGGUCGCUGCAGUUUGUAUGCAAGGCUCGGUAAACAUUUCCAGCUACUGGCUUGUUUGGUGGCGCGAUUGGGAUCGAGAUGGCACGCACGGCAUUGGAUUUUCUGUGGGCCUUUACGUCAUGUUUGGCCUCCUCCAGCUGAUAUUCAACUUUAUCUUGGACAUCUUUUUGGGCCUGCUUACCUUUUUUGCAUCGCGCAAGCUGCACGACAUGGCAAUGGAGCGUGUUAUUUAUGCACCGAUGACCUGGUUCGAUACAACACCACUUGGACGCAUUAUGAACCGGUUUGGUAAAGACAUCGACGUGAUGGAUAACCAGCUGAGUAAUCUUUUGCGACAGUGUGCCUCGACGAUUAUGUCCAUUGUCGGAGCUGCAGCGAUGGUAAUUGCAUUGACUUACUACUUUACCAUUGUUGUCGUGUUUGUAUUUGGCAUCGCCUGGCUUGUGUCUCUAUUUUAUCGCUCGUCUGCACGCGAAUUCAAGCGCAUUGAUGCGAUGCUGCGCAGCUCGUUCUACUCGCACUUUGCUGAGUCGCUCACGGGCCUUACAACGAUCCGAGCAUAUCAAGAAUCGCGCCGUUUUCUGCUUGAAAACUACAAGCGCAUGGACGACCAAAACCGAGCCUAUUUCCUCACGAUUGUGAACCAGCGCUGGCUGGGUCUUCGCCUCGACUUUCUAGGGUCUUUCUGUGUGUUGAUUACCGGUAUUCUUGUUUCAUGUGGCGUCGGUAGCGGCACAAACAGCGCCACCAGUGGUGUUGCAUUGUCGAUGAUUGUCACUAUUGCCCAGACGCUUGGUUUCCUUACGCGCCAGUUGACUGAGCUUGAAAACGAGAUGAAUUCUGCUGAGCGCCUUGUGUAUUAUGCAGAGACGCUGCCACAAGAAAAAGCACAGCAAAUUACGGAGACCAAACCGCCGCAAUCGUGGCCGGCAGAAGGCAACGUUGUCAUGGAGAACCUCUGGCUCAAGUACCGUCCGAACUUGCCGUUUGUCCUCAAGGGUGUUGACCUCGACGUGAAGGGCGGCCAAAAAAUUGGUAUUGUCGGUCGAACAGGUGCAGGCAAAAGUUCGAUGAUGACAGUCCUCUUGCGUAUUAGCGAGCUUACGGAAGGACGUAUUUGUAUCGACGGUGUGGAUGUGUCCACGAUCGGACUGGAGGAUUUGCGCCGCGCUAUUGCCAUCCUGCCGCAGGAGCCGUUGCUUUUCAGUGGUACGCUGCGUUCCAACUUGGAUCCGUUCGAUGUGUACGACGACAGCCGCCUGUGGGAUGCAAUGCAGCGAUCCUACCUGAGCUCAUCCGUGCAAUCGCCGGACGCCGGUGAAGCGGUGCUGAAAAAUGCGGACACCGAAGCCCAAGGCACAGAAACCAAGGCACUUACCCACUUGACGCUGGAAUCGAUCGUUGAUGAAGAGGGUGCCAAUCUUUCAGUAGGCCAGCGCAGUCUCGUUUCGCUUGCGCGUGCGUUGGUCAAAAACUCCAAGAUUAUUUUGCUGGACGAAGCGACCGCCUCUGUGGACCUUGCAACGGACGCAAAAAUCCAGCACACGAUCCGCACGGAAUUCAGUGACCGCACUUUGUUGUGCAUUGCACACCGUCUUAGCACCAUUAUCGGAUACGACCGUAUUGUCGUCAUGGACGAUGGUAAGGUGGUCGAAUUUGACGCACCGCUCGCAUUAUUUAACCAGCCGGAUAGCAUUUUCCGGGGCAUGUGCCAGCGCAGUGGCAUUACUGCUGAAGAAAUCGCAAGCGCGACAUUGUAA